GGAUGAUGACGUAGAUCGGAAUGAGGGAGUGAAUGUUCCGGGUCAGAAACUGGACGGGAGAGGAAAUAACUCCGGGACGAGACGAGGAAAAAAACGAGAAUGCUACCCCCUUCCACACGGGGAUGUAACGCGUAUUUUAAACGUUAAAGGAGAGGGAGGUUUAAUAACAAAACAACAGAAAAAAAGGGGACGCAGGUCGACGCGAGGGCGAGCAACCGAGCGGCGAAAAGUACAGGUGCCUAAAAACUAACCAAAGUGAGACAUCGACGGAGAAUCACUCGUCGCGACCUCACGGGCGUAACGCCACUUAACGCGCAGUUUCGGCGUUCGCUCUGCAGGACCGUCCCGCCCCCCCCUUCCUCCUGCUAAGGCAAUCUGUUGCAUCGCUCGUCCUCCCCGCUGUUUGUUUACCGCACGGAGGCUCUACUCCCCAGUGAUGUUUCACUGCAUCCCCCUGUGGCGGUGCAACCGUCAUGUCGAGGUGAUCGAUAAACGCCACUGCUCCCUGCUCUACGUGCCCGAUGAGAUUUAUCGCUACGGACGAAGUUUGGAGGAGCUGUUGCUGGAUGCCAAUCAACUCCGAGACUUGCCCAAGCCAUUUUUCCAGCUGGUGAAACUAAGAAAACUUGGCCUGAGUGACAACGAGAUUCACAGACUUCCACCAGAAAUAGCCAACUUCAUGCAGCUGGUAGAACUGGAUGUGUCUAGAAAUGAUAUUAUGGAAAUUCCAGAGAGUAUUUCAUACUGCAAAUUCCUCCAAGUGGCAGAUUUCAGUGGAAAUCCAUUAACAAGAUUACCCGAAAGCUUUCCAGAGCUAAGGAAUCUAACAUGCCUUUCCAUCAAUGAUAUUUCAUUACAAGUUCUACCAGAUAACAUUGGGAACCUUUCCAAUCUGGUAUCACUGGAACUCAGAGAAAAUCUGCUGACAUUCCUACCAGAGUCACUUUCCAUGCUUCACAGACUCGAAGAGCUCGACCUGGGAAACAAUGAGCUGUACAGCUUGCCAGAGUCAAUAGGCGGUCUUGUCAGCUUAAAGGACUUGUGGCUGGAUGGAAACCAGUUGGCCGAAAUCCCUUCUGAGAUGGGGAGUAUGAGAAGCCUGUUGUGUUUGGAUGUAUCCGAAAACAAAAUGGAGCGACUCCCGGAGGAGUUGGGUGGCCUGUUGGCGCUCACUGACCUGCUGGUGUCUCAGAACCUAAUUGAUGCUUUACCUGAAAGUAUUGGAAAACUACGGAAACUUUCUAUUUUGAAAGCUGAUCAGAAUAGGCUAACUUAUCUUCCAGAGAGCAUCGGUAACUGUGAAAGCCUGACUGAACUCGUGCUCACUGAGAACCAGAUACAGAGUUUGCCGAGGAGUGUUGGGAAAUUAAAGCGACUAUCCAACUUCAACUGUGACAGGAACCAGCUAACCGCAUUACCUAAAGAGAUCGGGGGCUGUAGCGGUCUGAAUGUCUUCUGUGUACGAGAGAACAGGCUGACGAGGAUCCCGUCUGAGCUCUCGCAAGCAACAGAACUGCAUGUUCUUGACUUCUCUGGGAACCGGCUCACCCACUUACCGAUGUCCCUGACCACGCUGCGGCUGAAAGCUUUGUGGUUGUCAGAGAACCAGUCGCAGCCUCUCCUCACCUUUCAGACCGACCAGGAUCCCGUCUCAGGGGAGAAGGUGCUCACCUGUGUGCUGCUGCCCCAACAACCAUGUGAACCGGACAAAAAAGGCUCAGAUAAUCUCGCCCGCUGUGGAGCCCUGGAGAGUCUGGUGAAUGACAUGGCGGACGACACGUGGGACGACAAAGCCACCAACAGGAUCAGUGCCAUUCGCUUUCUGGAUGAUGAUGAGGAGGAGGAUGACGACCAGGGAACACUACUUCGACGGGCCACGCCUCACCCCGGCGAGCUGAAGACGAUGAAGAAAACGGCCGAGAACGUCCGCAACGACUUGAACGCUGCCAAGGGCCUGGACUCCAACAAAAACGAGGUCAAUAAACCUGUGGACAGAGUGACCACAUCCGUGUGACCUUUUUUGUUUUUUACCUCAGACGUGUUUUUCACCUCCUGUGUCUCGCCAUAUUCGUCCUGCACAACCCCCGCAGCCCCUUCUUUCCUUUUACCCCCGAACCCCAGUGUGUGGCAUACCCCUCCUCUGAUUACACCCUGGGACGCCUGGGACCGCACCCCCUCUCUAGUCCUGUGACUCCGUCUACCUGGGUCGCUGUGCCUUCCUCGUUUAAAUUAAUGUCCAGAGUAGUAAUCUGCACAGGGAUGCUUCUUUUUAAGAAGAUAAUUUAAAGAUUUAUUACUUUUUUAAAAGCCUCUUUAAAAAAAAAUACAUUAGGCACUAUUAUAAGUCUUUAUAAUAUGGUCAAACCUUCUUUAAUGUAUUAUAUAUUUGUUUCAUAUCUAUUUUCCAAAACACUGGUUUAAUACUUUUUACAUUUUGGGCAAAAAUAAAAGCAGGUGUUUUUGGACCUACUGAUUAAGGAUUAUUGUAUUGACUCUUGUGAAUAUUGCUACUUUUAUACUUUUUGGCAGCUCAGAUGUAAAUAAAAGUGUAUAGUAAACUUUUUUUUUCUUGUGAACUUGGUACUGUCUCUUAAAAAAAAAAUCAAAAUAAUGAACAAAACAUAGCCACGGAUGUCUUAUUCAAUACAUAUAAUUGCUAUUGGUUGAGCGGAUGGCCUUGAAUCCUUUUUUGUUCAUUUUUAAAACAUCCAGUUUUUUUUUGGAUUACAAAAUUGGAUGAAUUAAAUUUGGUUUUAAGUGCUGCAGAUUAAUCUUUAAUUACUCAUCUGCAACAUAAUUGUGCAGAAGUAACAGUGCGUCUUAUUUAUGUGCUGUGCUUUACUGUUUUACAAUGGUUUUCAAAUAGAUGCCAAAAAAACAACAUCUUUCCUUCUAACAAAGGAACCUGUGUACAAUAAUCAUCAAAGGUAUGGUCAGAAUGAGGUUCGAGCCACAAGGACGGAAUCAUUUAAAAAUGCAUUUGUUAGAAGUUCUACUUUAAUGCACUUCUCGGCAUUUAUUAAAUUCUUUUAAAUGG
Molecule: messenger RNA, 3037 nt
Organism: Pungitius pungitius (ninespine stickleback)
Lineage: Eukaryota; Metazoa; Chordata; Actinopteri; Perciformes; Gasterosteidae
Gene: lrrc1
Product: leucine rich repeat containing 1
Exons: 15
Coding region: 437-2014 (525 amino acids)
Biological process (GO): receptor clustering; neurotransmitter receptor transport postsynaptic membrane to endosome; neurotransmitter receptor transport, endosome to postsynaptic membrane
Cellular component (GO): adherens junction; postsynaptic membrane; postsynaptic density
Molecular function (GO): protein binding
Source: RefSeq, a predicted model, not a curated record